Molecule: messenger RNA, 358 nt
Organism: Scleropages formosus (Asian bonytongue)
Lineage: Eukaryota; Metazoa; Chordata; Actinopteri; Osteoglossiformes; Osteoglossidae
Gene: mt2
Product: metallothionein 2
Exons: 3
Coding region: 76-258 (60 amino acids)
Biological process (GO): cellular response to copper ion; detoxification of copper ion; cellular response to zinc ion
Cellular component (GO): cytoplasm; nucleus
Molecular function (GO): metal ion binding
Source: RefSeq, a predicted model, not a curated record
CCUCCUAUCUGGAGCGUUAUAAAAGCGGUACUCAGAAGCGCUAUCGGCAGAGCGAUUUUUUACGGAACGGCAACUAUGGAUCCGUGUGCCUGUGCCAAAGGUGGCUCCUGUAACUGUGGUGACAGCUGCAAGUGCAAAGACUGCAAGUGUAGCAAAUGCAAGAAAAGCUGCUGCUCUUGCUGUCCAUCUGACUGCAGCAAGUGUGCUUCUGGCUGUGUGUGCAAGGAUGGCAUCUGUGGAGCAAGUUGCUGCCAGUGACUUCACCCCUGGAAUCAAGCUACAACAAUGAUGUAUGCUGGUUGAACUUGUACUUUUGUUUUGUAUAUGUGAGUUCUAAAAUAAAAUGUAUUGUCUCUGA